Messenger RNA from Metopolophium dirhodum (rose-grain aphid), 4566 nucleotides. Its product is annotated as sodium-dependent serotonin transporter. Bases 166 to 2028 code for a protein of 620 amino acids. Gene Ontology annotation, cellular component: membrane; neuron projection. The transcript is spliced from 12 exons. Gene Ontology annotation, biological process: sodium ion transmembrane transport; serotonin uptake. Gene Ontology annotation, molecular function: serotonin:sodium:chloride symporter activity; serotonin binding. Lineage: Eukaryota; Metazoa; Arthropoda; Insecta; Hemiptera; Aphididae. The record is from RefSeq and is a predicted model, not a curated record.
CUGUAGGGAAUGAUAUUGUCCGGAAGGGCUUUAACGGUUUUUGGGUGAUUUGAGUUUGGUCGCAGUGUAUUUAGCGCGCCGGUUACAGCCGCACUACUGCACCGGCGGCACGCGCCAUGCACUCCUUGGUCGUCACUUCUCGCCAACUCGACCGCCAACAGUGACAUGGUGAUGGGUGAGGGUGAUGGUGAAAUGGAAGGCGGGGGUGGCGGGAACGACGAGUGUGUGGAAGACGGCGAUGAAGAGUUAGUAGCAAUGAUGGGUCCACCUACAACGUUUUGUGGUAAUAACAAGUGCAAGAAAAUCAGGAGACCUCUGCCACCCCGGGAGACGUGGAAGAAGAAAAUCGAAUUCUUGUUGGCAGUAGUCGGUUUUGCUGUCGAUUUGGGCAAUGUGUGGAGAUUUCCUUACAUCUGUUAUCAGAAUGGCGGAGGUGCGUUCCUUAUACCGUACGUGGUGAUGUUGGUAUUUGGUGGCUUGCCUUUGUUUUACAUGGAAUUGGCACUGGGACAGUUCCAUCGAUGUGGAUGUCUCACAGUGUGGAAGAAGAUUUGCCCGGCUCUUAAAGGUGUUGGAUAUGCAAUUUGCCUAAUCGAUAUGUAUAUGGGCAUGUAUUAUAACACGGUGAUCAGUUGGGCGCUAUAUUAUCUGUUUUCGUCGAUGAGAUCUGAACUGCCCUGGACCAGUUGCGACAACCCGUGGAACACGUUGAACUGCACUCCGGUGACCAAUUUAUCGGCAUUAACCAACGUUUCGACGAGUCCAGCUAAAGAAUUUUUCGAGAGGAGCGUUUUGGAACAACACAGAGCCGAUGGGUUGGAUAGAAUCGGUCCGAUAAAGUGGUCGUUGGCGUUGUGCUUGUUGGCCGUGUUCCUAUUGGUGUAUUUCUCUCUGUGGAAGGGAGUGAGAAGUACGGGUAUGGCUGUAUGGGUCACGUCUCUCGCCCCGUACGUUGUAUUGUUCAUGUUGCUGUUCCAAGGUAUCUCGUUACCAGGCGCCGGCGAGGGCAUACGAUACUAUCUGACGCCGCAGUGGCACAAGCUAGUUAACACGAAGGUGUGGAUAGACGCGGCGUCUCAAGUCUUCUUCUCGCUGGGUCCGGGAUUCGGUACUCUCCUCGCCCUGUCCAGCUACAACAAGUUCAACAACAACUGUUAUUGGGACGCCAUACUCACCAGUUCGAUAAACUUUCUCACCAGUUUCCUUGCCGGGUUUGUCAUAUUCACCAUGCUCGGUUACAUGGCACACGUACAAAACAAGAGUAUAUCCGAAGUGGGAACCGAAGGACCGGGUUUGGUAUUCAUCGUGUACCCGGAAGCAAUCGCCAUGAUGACCGGUUCAGUCAUGUGGGCCCUAAUAUUCUUUUUGUUACUCAUCACAUUAGGUUUGGACAGUACAUUCGGUGGUUUGGAGGCAAUCAUAACCGGUCUCUGUGACGAAUAUCCGAAUGUAUUAAAGCGACACAGAGAAUUGUUUGUUGCUGGUUUAGUAGCAGUGAUUUAUAUACUAUCAUUGCCAACUACUACAUACGGUGGAGUUUAUUUGAUCACAUUGCUGAACGUAUUCGGACCUGGAAUCGCCAUACUGUUCGUUGUGUUUGUCGAGGCAGCAGCUGUCUGUUGGGUGUAUGGGGUGGACCGGUUCGCAAACGAUAUCGAAAUGAUGAUAGGACACAGGCCUGGAAUGUUCUGGAGAUUGUGUUGGUGCUACAUAAGUCCAGCGUUCUUGUUGAUAAUUUUUGUGUUCUCAAUAUUGGGAUACAAAGACAUGAUGGCUGGUGGUUCGUACGUUUACCCGGAUUGGAGCAUUAAUUUGGGAUGGUUGAUGACUGCUUCUUCGAUCAGUUGCAUACCUGCUUACUUCAUUUACAAAGUGUGCAAGACACCGGGUUCAUUCAUGCAGAGGAUCAGAUUGGCCAUGAAACCGGAAGAUCCGGAACCGGACGACCGGGGCAUCGUGGCAAUCGCGUCGGCUGUGCACGGAGGCGGUAGCGGCAGCGGCGGGGGCGGCGGCGGCACGCACGUCUGAUUGGAAUGGCUCGUCUGACCCGGCCGACCACGACGACAACAACAACAACAACAACAACAAUAAAAAAUCAACAGCCGCAAAAGUCGUGGCCAACCGAAAUGCGACGUCAAGUCGGGUUAUUUCUGUCGCAUAAAUAUUAAUAUGUUAUAAUAUUAAUAAAAUAAUUAUCAUAUAAAAUAAGUAUAAACAGUCGGUGACGUCUGCCACCGGAAGUAUACCGGAUAUGGCUUGUCCCGUAGGAUACGACGACUAUUAUCACAAUAAUCGUAUCAUAUCAUUACCACCGCGCGGUCAAUAAUAAUAUAUGACGACGACGACAGACGAAGACGAGUCGUGUGCGACUCGACAGGUGGCGAUCCACCGUGUACGUAGUGUAGUACAAUAAUAUUAUAAUAUAAUAUAGCAGCUAGUGCUCUAAAUUUAGUGUUAUUAAUAAAUAGUAUUAUUAUUGUAACGUAGUCAUAGAGUGUGAAACAGAUGUAGUUGUAGGACGAUGACCGCGAUUUAAGCGGUUUGUUUUAGGUAUGUAGACGUGGUGACGAACCCGCGGUAGACACAUAAUUUAGCAGUGUGAGAUAAUAGUAUUAUAAUGAUAAUAAUUAGCCGUGGACGAGACGAGACGUGCGUAAAUGUAGUGCUGAUAUGAUGUCUGGUCAUAUUUUUAGGAAACUAUGCGUGCUGCUGACACACGGCGUAGUUCUAGUGCGUUUUUAUUACAAUACAAAAUAUUAUUAUUAUACAGUUAUUAAUUAUUUAUUAUAGAACAUAGUCGUAGGUACUAUAUUAUAUUAUUAUUAUAAUGUUAAUAACAAAAUAUUGUAUAAUUAUUUUAAGUCUUAUGAAACAAAAUGUUCUGAUCAAAUUAUAUUAUUACCAUCUGACGUGUUGUACAAAUGAGUAUAAUAUUAAUAAUAGUUUAUGUAUAAUAUUAUUUUUUACUUUUUGUGAUGUAUAAUUUUUUACGUAAUUUAUCAAGCGUUAGACAAUGAAUAUUAUAAUCGUAAUCGUUUAGUCCAGGUCAUUAUAUCAAUAAUAAUUAUGCCUGUAGGUAUGUUAGUACUUGAUCAUACACAAUAUGAUCGUAUUAUGGUAGAUACUAAAAUUAAAUUUUUUUUUAUAUUUUCAUCGUCAAACGGCGGUAACAAGUAUAUUGUUUUCUAGUCAUAAAUGUAUCGUAUUAUAGUCACGUGUGUAUACAUUUACUGCUGCAAUUUGACUAUAAUAACGUGUAUAUUAGUAUUUUCCAUAGUAUCGUAGAAUAUGUUUUUAAAGUCUUAAAUAUAGGUACAUUAUUAGGUCCAAACGGAACGUUACCGUGUAGUGAAAGGAGCUUUAUAAAAUCGUGUUCGAAAAAUAGUGAAUUUCUUUCGACAGAGUCGUUUGUUAAGAAGACACGAUUCGGACACGAUAUAAUUUAAAAUUAUAUAUCGGAUACCUAUUUCAGGUAUUUUUAUCAAGUUUAAAACAUACCCAAAUUAAUUUACAUUUCUUUAAUACUAUCGUUAUUGCGACAUAAAACAGGUUACAAUAUAAAUUUAUUUAUAAUAUUGUAUGUUUGUGGUCUGACACUAUCAAACAUAAUAUUGUAACACAAUACACUACUAUUAUUUUUAUUAAUAUUAAUAUAUUAUGUUAAGCAUAAUCACAAUUAUAUCAAUAAAUUGUUCAAUAAAUAUUAAAUCACAUCGAAUGCAAUUCAUAUAAUAUACGCUAAACAAUUGCCAUUUUCGAGUCAUUUUCUCAAUACAUUGCUCCAUUUGAUAUUUCUAAACGCUCUACUAAUUAGUCAGAAUAAUCCAAUUGACCGAUUAAUGUGUCUAACCAACACCCAACCUUCAUUUCUUUUGUGAUCUGGUUUUGUAAUCUAUAGUUCCUUUUCACUUCUACUGCAGAACUCAUACUAUUUGUAAAUACCUACUACUGUACUUUGGGCCAAGCCCGUAUUUAACAAUAAUAAAUAAAUAAAUACCCAGUUCAAUCACAUUUCUCCAGUAAGCAAAACAGAAUUAUAGAUUAGUAUAGAUUAGAUUGUAGAUUAGAAUUAUUAUAAUAAUCGUCUCAUUUUGGGUUCAAUUUUUUUUUCUCGCACGGACAGGAUAAAAUUAUCAAACGUAUUUAUAUUUUACACCACGCUCUUAGACAGUUCACGACGAAUCUAUUGAAUUUGUUUUGAUUUACCUUCUUAUGUUAGAUUUUAAACUGCUAAUGUUGUAACAUUUUGACCCUCUUAUAAUUAUAUACAUUUAUAAAUAUAUUAAUAUUAUUAAAACGUAGUACUUAAGUAAUUAUACUACUACCACUACUACUACUACUAAUAAUAAUAAUUGAUAGGUACUCAUUAAAUUAUGUUACUAUGGUCUGACACUUAAUAUUUAUUAUUAUUAUAACUAUUAUAAUUAUUAUUAUUAAUUAAUAUUAUAUUAACAAUAAUUUCAUCAUAUCGCCAAGUCCAUGAAUAUUUUACUGCUUGGUAAUAGCUUGUAAACGAUUAUAGCCGAUUGCUAAUAAUAAUAAAAUUAAUAUUGUGUUUUCAAAAUG